Taeniopygia guttata (zebra finch) is the source of this 1136-nucleotide messenger RNA. RefSeq names its product heterogeneous nuclear ribonucleoprotein C (gene HNRNPC). Gene Ontology annotation, molecular function: RNA binding. The record is from RefSeq and is a predicted model, not a curated record. Gene Ontology annotation, cellular component: nucleus. Lineage: Eukaryota; Metazoa; Chordata; Aves; Passeriformes; Estrildidae.
GGCCUGAGCGCGGUGUGGGGGAGGGGCCCCCGAGCCCUCCCCCCCCCUCCAAAUUUGCCAUUUUUUUGUCUCUUUUUUGUCCACAGCGCGAUUUUUUUGAGCCGGCGCGGCGACCGCCACGCCCCCCCAGCCCGCGGCCAUGGCCAGCAACGUGACCAACAAGACGGACCCGCGGUCGCUGAACUCGCGCGUCUUCAUCGGGAACCUGAACACGCUGGUGGUGAAGAAGAGCGACGUGGAGGCCAUCUUCGCCAAGUACGGCAAGAUCGUCGGCUGCUCCGUGCACAAGGGCUUCGCCUUCGUGCAGUACGUCAACGAGCGCAACGCCCGCGCCGCCGUGGCCGGGGAGGACGGACGCAUGAUCGCCGGCCAGGUCCUAGACAUCAACCUGGCGGCCGAGCCGAAGGUGAACCGGGGCAAGGCGGGCGUGAAGCGCUCGGCGGCCGAGAUGUACGGGUCAGUAGCCGCCCCCCCGUCACCGUCCCCCCUCGUCAGGUCGUCGUUCGACCUGGACUACGACUUCCAGCGGGAUUACUAUGACCGGUACCAGUAUAAACCAGUUCAGAGCGGGAUGUACAGCUACCCCGCCCGCGUGCCGCCCCCGCCCCCCAUCGCCCGCGCCGUGGUGCCCUCCAAGCGCCAGCGCGUCUCCGGGAACACGUCCCGGCGCGGGAAGAGCUUCAACAGCAAGUCCGGGCAGCGCGGCUCCUCCUCCAAGUCCGGAAAACUGAAAGGGGACGACCUGCAGAGCAUCAAGAAGGAGCUGGGGCAGAUCAAGGCCAAGGUGGACGCGCUGCUGGAGAGCCUCGAGCGCCUGGAGCGCGAGCAGAAGGCCAAGAGCGACAAGGCGGAGGAGGAGCAGGGCGGCGGCGGCGGCUCCAAGAAGGACGAGGCGGGCGGGGCCAAGGCCGAGGGCGGCCACGAGGACUCGGCCGAGGAGGGCGACCUGCUGGACGACGACGAGGCCGAGGAGCGGGGCGACGAGCAGCUGGAGUCGCUGAAGGGGGACGAGAAGGAGGCGGAGGAGGGGGAGGACGACCGGGACAGCGCCAACGGCGAGGACGAGCCCUGAGCCCCGCCCCCCGCCGGCCCCGCCCCCCCGGCCCCGCCCCCCGCCCCGCCCCCGCCCCACUCGU